UAUAAGGCCUGGCGCCAUAAACAACACAUCUCAAGCAUUCUAUCAUUAACUAUGGACCACUACGCGACUCCAAUGAGCCAAAGUUCCAUCCCAGGCCCGUCCCAAGACGAGCCUCAACUGCAACCCCAACGUGCCGAACCUGUGCCAUUCGAUAUGUAUGCCGAUCCAUCUCAGUACGCUCCACUUGGGCCGGCUCCCACAGCGUACGGAAUGGAGACCGCAUUGUUCGAUGCUGGUAUGGAACCAUAUGGACUGCCCCCCCUCAUGCCGGAUAUGAUGGGGCCUGCAGCCGUUCCUUCAUUCGCAGCGCAUUUCCCCCAGUCUCAAAUGGUCCCAGAGCCAUUGUACGACCCCUCCUUCCCUCUUCCAUUUAAUAUCUAUUUUCUCGAGUCUCAAAUGACGCCUGAGCCAUCGGACCGCCCCUCCUCCCCUAUUCCCUUUGGGGUCUAUUUACCCCAGCCAUCCCCACCCUCCACGAUACAAUCCCUCAACGACCUACUCCUCGAGCCUGAACCCGUACAGGAAGGACGGGUACUACGGAAGCGCAAGGCGGUAAUUAGAGAUGGCGCGGGACGCAAGACUCGUACGAAACGCAAGGCGGUAAAUAGUGUUGGAGCGGGGCGCAAGACUCGUACGAAAGGCCCACGUCUUAACUAUGCCGCACGUCCCAAUUUCAAACGGGUCGUAAAGCACGGCAAGGUCGAGUACAAAUGCCUUCUUCCGCAGUGCAAAAAUACAGAUUCGAUGCAAAAUUGCAGCUUACUGAAGCAUAUCGGAUCGAAGACGCACAAUGAGGGGGGCACCGGUGAGCAUUUAUGCCCAUAUUGUGGCGGGGAGUUAAGUCGCUCGGACUCUUUGAAGCGUCACAUGAGAUCUUGUUCCGAAGGACCUGGUGAUGACGACUCGUCGGAAGAUUGA
This is a messenger RNA of Suillus clintonianus, 918 nucleotides long. RefSeq lists its product as uncharacterized. The transcript is spliced from 3 exons. Lineage: Eukaryota; Fungi; Basidiomycota; Agaricomycetes; Boletales; Suillaceae. The record is from RefSeq and is a predicted model, not a curated record. Bases 52 to 918 code for a protein of 288 amino acids.